ACUGGUUAAAAAAUUCGGGUUUUUUUCUGAAAUUUGGGCGCUAAACGCCCGCUCCGUCGUCCUCUCCACCUCCUCGGACCUCCAUUCACUGCCAUCAGUUCAUGGCUCCUUAACAGUUAGCACCAUCCCAAAUUCUCGCUGCCAACGCCAAUUUCUCAACGAAUAAUUUAGGUUUUACCCAAUCAGAACGUUCCUCAUUCAACACACACACACACACUCUCUCUCUCUCUCUCUCUCUCUCUCUCUGUGUAUAUAUAAUUUUUCCCGGGAUUAAAGGCUCGGGCAAAGAGAUUUGCCUCAAAAGUUAUUGGGAUAAUGAAGUUUUGAUGGAGGUUUGAAGGGAAUGAGCGGUGCUUUCUCUCUCGUUCUCCGAGAAAGAGAGAGAAAGCGAGGCAAAAUUUUCAAUCAAUGUUGUUGGUUUGGUUCGUUAUCGCGAAGCAGUAAAACCAGUGCUUUCUUUUUCAUUUUCCGUGGGGGUUUCCAAGAAAAAGAGUAAGACAUAAAAAAAGGGGAGAAAGAAAAUCCAUAAAGAAAAAUUUGAGAAUUGAGAGAAACUAUACGAUAUCAAUGGCGUUCCUUGCCUUGGCUUCUUUGCCUGAUACGUGGUUGUGAGGGUGAAAUUGAAGCGAAUGCGAUAUAGAAAUGGACGAAGAUAUGGAGGAGUUUGUUAUGAAACCGUUCGUGGCUGAAGAAAUUGAUCUCGAUUACGAGUUCGAUGCGGCUCGGUUCCAUGAUUUCACCCGGGCGGAGACUGAUCUCGAGGCUCUAAAAGCCGAGCGCUGGUUCGAAUCCGCACAUAGUUAUCCGCCUUCGCCUCUCAUGGUCAAGUUGAAAAAGUGGCGGAAAGACCUUCCUGUAGAAGGUAGAAACACCGAAACCAGGAACUCCAGUGGCAAUGGCUCUGACAAAGGAUUUGUUUUCUACAAGCAGAUGGCUGAAGCAGAGCCAAAAGCCAAAACGAAGUCCCCAGUCAAGUCAACAUUAUCGAGGAGUUCUACCUUAAUGAAACCAACAGCAAGUCACUUGGCCAAGCAGAAGAAACCUCGAGUUCAUUCUACCCGAUUUUUGAGUGGUUGGUGUUCCCCCAAUUGGGUCUCACCAAAGAUCGGCAAAUGAGACCGUGUUACUGAGAAUUAUCAUUUAUUAUUUCCCCCGCUGUUUUUCUCGGUUCUCUCUUUUCUCAACUUUAUGGGUUUCAGAAGUUGGAACGCAUUGAUGAAAAAGUUUGGGGACUUCUUCUGUAAUCCACAUCCAAGCUACCAAAAGCCAAAAGUCGGAAGCUGGUUACUCACGGAAGGUGCAUUAAAGUGUUUGUUAAUAAACUGUUUUGAUGCCUUAGAUCAGUUUUUAAUCGUUCUCUUCAUGACUUCUGGAGCACUUGUGUUUUUAAUCGUGGGUUUACCUUCAUGAUUGGA
Messenger RNA from Carya illinoinensis, 1415 nucleotides. RefSeq lists its product as uncharacterized. Gene Ontology annotation, molecular function: protein kinase activator activity; microtubule binding. NCBI's taxonomy places the organism in Eukaryota, Viridiplantae, Streptophyta, Magnoliopsida, Fagales, Juglandaceae. The transcript has 4 exons. The record is from RefSeq and is a predicted model, not a curated record. Gene Ontology annotation, cellular component: nuclear microtubule; mitotic spindle. Gene Ontology annotation, biological process: regulation of mitotic spindle organization; activation of protein kinase activity; mitotic spindle assembly. The coding region runs from base 643 to 1116 and encodes 157 amino acids.